ACCAAACAGGCGACCAUGAAGAGCUGCAUCCAUUCAAAGGAGUGUAACAAAAGCCUGGCUGUCCUAGAUAUGGGCAAGAAUCAGACCAUCCUGGGCCAAGUUUCCUGCUGCGAGGGCGAUCAAUGCACCAAUCCUUCUAGCUUGCCCCCCAGAAAAACUGUGACCACCAACAGGAAAAGAUGCCCAGCUUGCUAUACUGAGCCGAAUGAACAGAGUGGAUGCAAGGAAACGAUGAUUGACUGUACUGGAGAGGAUGAGAUGUAUUGUGCAGAGCUGUUUCUUCAGAAGAAAGAAGAAGGAAAAAAUGUGACCAUCACCAUGAAGGGAUGUGCCAAUGAGGCUUUCUGUGAGAAGAAGGAGAUUUCAGCCAUUGAUAGCACAUUUAUUUUACUCCCCAAUAGCACUUGUAGGAAUGCCACUGGGGCAGUUGACACCAUGGCUGGAUCAUUUGGACUCUUCCUCUCAGCCCAAGCUGGGCUCUUGUUGGUGACCAUCUUUUCUUGAUAAUGUCUCCUGCAUUAAAACUCAGAUCUUGCUUGUGAAUUCUCCCCCUUUCCAUUGCUUAUGCCUCUUUGGCUUCAUGCAGACCAUCAGCUUUUUGGAAAAUGCAGAGCUUUCCUUGUCUGUGCUUCAAGGAUUGAUUCUCUUUUUUGUGUCUCACCAUACGCUCUGCUGGUAUGCAGAAAAUAUAGGGCCAACAUCAGCCCGUUUUUUUUUUCAAGAGGGUUGAUUGCCAGCUGCUCAAGCUCUUCCCAGCACUGCUCCUCCUCAUCUUAGCUCUGUUACCAGUUGACCUGACCACCCUGAACACGUGAGCUGUGAAAGUUGCACAGAAAAGCAGUGGGACCUGUUUGCUUUGCCCUCCCACCCAGCAGAGAUGAAAACGGGCACCAAGAAAGUCAAGGAAAUGGGAAGAAGCAAGAAGAAUGAAAAAAGAGGCGGACUAUUCAGAAGAUGGGCCCUCUGAGGGCCUAUUGCCAAAGGUUGCCCCUGAUCCCCAAACCAGCACUGAUGGAGGUUCUCAUGGUUGAGAACAGAGCGGAGGGGUGCUGCUAGUUACUUGACACUGAAGAGAGUUUGCUGUGACAGCAUUGCCACAUUUCAUGGAAAGCAUUGUAUGUCCUUCACCGGCAUCCAUGGUGGGAGGUAAAUAAAAGUCAAGAUGUGGUUAUGGUAAAGUGAUCAUGCAUUUACAAAGGACCAGGGCUUUGAUCAUGCCUCUCCAGUCUUCUCCCUGUGGACCCUGGUGUUGUGCUCAUGGUGUUGGCUGAGUUAGACCAGAGCAGGCAACCUGUGGGCUAAGGUCUACAUGUGACUCGACCCCCAUAUGUUUCUUUAUCUCCUCUCAUUUAUAAACCAACCUGAUCUGACCAUCUCUAGACAGUGUGCGAGAAC
Molecule: messenger RNA, 1395 nt
Organism: Candoia aspera
Lineage: Eukaryota; Metazoa; Chordata; Lepidosauria; Squamata; Candoiidae
Product: phospholipase A2 inhibitor and Ly6/PLAUR domain-containing protein-like
Exons: 3
Coding region: 16-504 (162 amino acids)
Source: RefSeq, a predicted model, not a curated record